Messenger RNA from Chroicocephalus ridibundus (black-headed gull), 4336 nucleotides. It is a transcript of the gene ADAM28, whose product is annotated as ADAM metallopeptidase domain 28. Gene Ontology annotation, molecular function: metalloendopeptidase activity. The transcript has 22 exons. Gene Ontology annotation, cellular component: plasma membrane. Lineage: Eukaryota; Metazoa; Chordata; Aves; Charadriiformes; Laridae. The record is from RefSeq and is a predicted model, not a curated record. Gene Ontology annotation, biological process: proteolysis. The coding region runs from base 1 to 2283 and encodes 760 amino acids.
AUGCUUUAUGGAAAUGGAAAGCGAGGACAGCUUGCCUCCCCGGCUGAAGAGAUUAACAGCAUUCAAACCGGCCACCCAGAGGGUAUAGAGGAGCAGCACCUAUUAGCUAGAGACUAUACCGAAACAGUCUAUUCUGAUGACGGUCGACAAAUAACAACAAGUCCUCAAAUCAAGGAUCACUGUUAUUAUGAAGGUUACAUUCAGAAUGAUGCUGGUUCCAUAGCAAGCAUCAGUGCGUGCAAAGGUCUGAGUGGCUAUUUUGAGACCCGUGGCCAGAAGUACCUUAUUGAGCCCUUGGGAACUUCAGACAGAGAGGAACAUGCAGUCUAUAAGUAUGAGGACCUCGAACAAGAGUCCAUAAAAACCUGUGGGCUAAUCAAUAAUACCUGGGAAGCAGAUUCAAAUGACCCCAUCAGUGACUACUUCAAAUCCAGCAACAAUCCAGAAAUGAAAGCAUACCUGAAAGCAAAAAAGUAUCUGGAAGUUUACAUAGUUGCAGACAAUACUUUGUAUAAGAAGUAUGAGGAAGAUGUUAAAACUGUAAGAGAAAGGAUAUUUGGAAUAGUCAAUUACAUCAACACGGUUUAUAAGGCCAUAAAUAUCUACGUGGCUUUAAUUGGCCUCGAAAUUUGGACAGAUGGCGACAAAUGCCUCCUGAGUCGUGCUGCAGGAUUCACCCUGGACAGUUUCUCAAAGUGGCGCCGAUCAGAUUUAUUAACGAGGAAAAAAAAUGACAAUGCUCAGCUACUCACAGGCUAUGACUUUGAGGGGACAACAGUCGGAUUAGCCUUUCUAAAAUCCAUAUGCAGUGAUAUAUAUUCUGCAGGUAUUAUUCAGGAUCAUAACAGAAAUGAAAUUGCAGUUGGAGCUACCAUGGCACAUGAGAUGGGACACAACCUUGGCAUGAGUCACGACACCAGAGCCUGCACGUGUCACGAUAAAGUUUGUAUCAUGACAGAUACUGUCAGUUCUAUCAUCCCCAAGAAAUUCAGCUCUUGCAGCCUCCAAAGUUUUGAGAAAUACAUGCUGAGUGACAUGCCAAAAUGCCUAACGAACAUCCCAGAUAAAAGCAGCAUCAUAGCACCUCCGUCCUGCGGAAAUGGCUUUGUGGAAAAAGGAGAGGAAUGCGACUGUGGUACUCCUGAGGAGUGCACAAAUGAGUGCUGCGACCCCGAGACGUGCAAACUGACAGCAGGUUCCAUAUGUGCACAAGGAGAGUGCUGUGAAAACUGCCAAUAUAAAAAGCCAGGAGCUGUGUGCCGAGCAGUCAGGCAUGACUGUGACCUGGCCGAGAUGUGCACCGGCUUUUCUGCAAAUUGCCCAGAGGACCGAUUCCGUGUGAACGGACAUUCCUGCAACUACGGCAAAGGCUAUUGCUACAUGGGAGACUGUCCCACUCGAGAAGACCAGUGCAAAGCUGCUUUCGGACCACAGGCUACUGAAGCUGCAGCUUCCUGUUACCAGAUGAACACGAAAGGGUUAUAUUAUGCAUACUGCCGAAAAGAAAAAGGUAGUCACGUCCCGUGUAAAAAAAAAGAUGUAAUGUGCGGAAAGUUGUUCUGUACUGGGGGGAAUGAGAUGCCUCGGGACGGGAACCUGGUGACUUUCGAGUCCUGCAAAGCAAGUUUUCCUGGAAAUGGAGGAGAAGACACAGGGAUGAUUCGCGAUGGAACGAAGUGUGGGAAUGGAAUGGUGUGCAGCAAAGGAGAAUGUGUCUAUGCCGAAGAUGUCUUUAGAUCAACCAACUGUUCUGCCAAGUGUACUGGACAUGCUGUGUGCGACCACGAGUUGCAAUGCCAGUGUGAAGAAGGAUGGGCACCACCAACCUGCGACAGCUCCUCGGCAGUGACCACCUUCGCUAUUGUUGCUGGUGUGCUGAUUGUCCUCGCUGUCACAGCAACUACAGCAGUGUUACUUAUCCGCUUCCAAGUAUUCAAGAAAAGCUGCCAGACCAGAAGGGGACCUGGAGCCACAAACCAAGUCUUUGUGGAUCAAGAACAAAGAUGCAGAGAACACCCUGUCCUGGCUGUACCUGCCCAGAAGAUGAACGAUAAGAAACUUCUCCUUCCUGUACCUCCACCGCAGGAGAACAAACCACAGCGCCAAAGUCCUGCCAUAAGGCCUAAAGGUCCCCCACCUCCUGUUCCUUCUACCAAACCAACAUCUUCUCACACAGAAGCGAUUUUUGCACCAGAGAGAAAACCUGCUCAUCUCCCAGUUCCCAAAGGCAAACCUCCACCUCCACCAAAGGCUUUAAAACCUCUGAUUAAUCCCAGAGUAUGAAGCUUCUGCAGUAGGGCUGAUCGAGAUAUCUGAAAUUUUCAGGGACAAUUUGUUUGCCCCUUGAUUCCUCCAUUUUUGGCGAAGGCAACCAAGAUAGUCUUCCUGUUCUCUUUAAUAAAAGAACAACCGACUGACAGCUGCUUUGAAAGAAAAAGUUCAGUUUUCAAACAGCGAAGAACUCUUUGGUGAUGACAUCAAGCUACUGCCCAAAAGGAAAAGAAGCAGAAUCACUGCUUGCACAGAGGUGUAGACUGGGAGUGAGUUGUGGAAGCUGCUUAACACAUCCUAACUCCUAGGCCACCACCGCAAGAUGUGGCUGCACUGGGAUGCCCUGCACCUACACCACUCUUCUGGGUACAGGCCCGAGCAGAUCAGGGAAAGUAUGGCUACUAUACAUUUGUAAAUUGUAAACUUUUUGCUAUGUUUCCGGAUCUUUGCUAGACCUCUCUUCAGCAACAGACCAGACCUUCUCCUUCAGGAAAAAGGAAAAUCCUUUCUGCCCUUUGGAGAAAAGUUUGCGUCCUCAAGGCCUGAACUAGCUUUGGAAUAAUAAGAUUAUACACUGGAAAUGCAUUGAUUCUGGAAAGAUCCUUCUGGAUUCGGUUCUCUCAUUAAUCCUUAGAUUACCUGUUAAACAAGAUUCCUCUGUUGAGUCGGUAGAGCUGGAGAUACGCUCAAAAGCAAAGCACGCAGGAGUCAAACCACUUGCUGCUUGCAAGUGCGCCCAAAGUUCAGGCUGUGCCAGCUUAAAAAGCGCUCCAGCUGCCACCACUGCACUUGGACAGACACAUUUAGAAAAGCGCAGUCAACAAAAUCCUUAAUCAUUUUAUUUCAUUUGCCCCUCAGCUCCAAAAAUAGCUAAGCAUUUCUCCCUUCCAGGAUAUACACACCUUGGUGUUUUCGUUUAAUUGCUCUUGCACCGGGGUGUGUUAUUGUAAAAUUGCUAAUGAGAACUAGGCUGGGCACAGGGGUUUGUUAUUAUGGGACAGCACCGCGGCGUGAGGCUUUGCACACCGGUUUAUUACUGAGGGGUUCUUCAUUCGUUCUGGCCUGUUGGCAUCAGCACUGUUGACACUAUGGGCCUGCUGGCAUCUAUCUGCAUGGUACCGCUGGCAUUGACGUUAAUAAUACAGUGAGGGUGCUGGCACUGAUGCCAUUGUUACCCUUGGCACUGAUGCGAUUCAUGCGGUUGGCAUCAGUAUUUUUAACUUAAAGUGCACAGAAGUGUUUUUCAAGGAACCAAAAUUUUACCAGGAAAAGAAAAAAAAAAAAAAAAAGAGAGAGAGAGAGAAACAAAAUUGCCCUGGACCCAAAGUACUCAAGAUUUUAUAGAGGUUCCAGUUUAAACUGGAUUGGGGUUUGGAUCAAGAUCAACAUCAGAACACAGAUCCGAAGCGAUUGCACCAUGGCUCAGGAAGGCAGUUUCCAGCCCUUGGGCAUAGCGGCUUUGCUGGAGAAGACCACAGGGCUGCCAAAUACCAGAACAAGAUCUGAGGCCUCGGGCCAGCAUUGUCCAUACGAACCUUUACCUGUACUUGCUUCUGACCAGGGCCCAUAAGGACUUUUAAAAAAGCCCAAUCCUCAGAGGGCCCAAAACCUUCCACUCGAGCUCGCAAACCAGCUCACACCUGCUGAAAUCCCGAUCCGCGUAAUCUUGUCCUGGCACUGAGCACAUCACUGUACACUCACUUUUCAAAUGCAGAGCCCUGGUGUUUACCGUGACUGUUACUGCAGCUGCACGCCGCAGAUCCACCGUCUCUGAUACAGAAAUGCAUCUAAGAAACCCAAAUUUCUUCUUUUGGGCUAGGCUUGCUUUGAGGUUGCCAAUCAAGUACUGUAUGCUCUGCAAAACACAGAUGUGAUGAAAUUACAGUCUUCAGUUUGAUGAGUGAGGUGAGUUGUUUUUUAUUUUAGGAUAGAUUUUUAUUGGAAGAUGAUAGUUUUCUUGCACUUUGGAUAAUUGCUUCUUUAUUUGAGUCAGAAAUGAAUUUUAAUCUAUCUGACUGUGGUGUAAAGAUUCAGAACUUAUUUUUUAUGAACUGUAAUUAAUGUA